Molecule: messenger RNA, 2562 nt
Organism: Striga hermonthica
Lineage: Eukaryota; Viridiplantae; Streptophyta; Magnoliopsida; Lamiales; Orobanchaceae
Source: the annotation of a GenBank genome assembly
AUGGACUCGUUACUCAGCGAUUUCGACAGUUACAGCGAGAGCAGCAGCUCGGAUGAUCAAGAGGACAUCGAGUCUCUGUACAGCGGUCGAGCCCACACCAUUUUCUCGAGCCUCGAGGAAACCAUCGAGAAAAUCGACGAUUUCCUCAUUUUCGAGAGAAGCUUCUCGCACGGGGACAUAGUUCGUCUAGUCUCCGACCCGUUAGGCCAAAUGGGUAAAAUAGUUAACGUCGAAAUGAAAGUCGACUUAGAAAACUUGUAUGGAUCAAUCAAGUCGCAAAACGUGAACUCCAAAUCCCUUCGAAAAAUACGCUCCGUCUCGAUCGGAGAUCACGUCGUGAACGGGCCGUGGCUCGGGAGAGUCGAAAAAAUCAUUGACCGUUUGACCCUCAUCUUCGAUGAUGGUCAAACGUGUGAAUUAUCCGCAGACGGGCCUGAUAAAAUUAUUACAGCUACAUAUUCACCGGAUAAUCUACUCGAGGAGGACCCAAAUUUACCGUUUUACCCCGGGCAGAGUGUUUGGGUCGAGUUACCCGUGUCCAGGUCAGCCCGGUGGUGUGGUAUUGGAAAAGAUGACAAAAACAAGCACGGCACGGUCUGCAGAGUGGACGCUGGGCUUGUGCAUGUCGAUUGGCUCGUCAGCUGCAUGGGUCCGAAAGUGGGCCCGGGCCCGCCACAGGGCCCGAUGGACUCGAGGGAUUUAUCUGUGCUGCCGUGUUUUCUCCCGCAUGCGAACUGGCAGCUCGGAGAUUGGUGUGUUCACAAUGAUCGGCUGAAGAAAGGCCGUGGGGCCCACGGAGAAGAACAACCUAGUUUUUCGCAAGUGGCUGUUGUUGUUAAGACAAGGACUAGGAUUGAUGUCCGGUGGCAGGACGGGAGUGAAUCCCGUGCGUUGGAUUCAGAUUCGGUUUUACCGGUUAGCGUUUUGGAUGCGCACGAUUUCUGGCCCGAUUCAUUUGUGCUCGAAAAGGGGAUAGUUGACGAUUUUAAUCGGGCUUCGGGCUUUGAGAAAUGGGGUGUUGUAAAGAGUGUGGACUCGAAGGAACGAACGGUGAAGGUUAAAUGGGUUGAACUUGAAUCAUCCUCUCUCGAUUCUGAGCGAGAAGAAGAGGAGAUCAUUGUGAGUGCUUAUGAGCUGGUCGAGCACUCGGACUACACGUUUGGGCUUGGGGAAGUGGUUUUUAGGAUUAUUGAUGAGAAAAACAUGGAAAAUAGUGAAAAUCAGACUGAGGGAAUUAUGGGUAACAAAUUCUUGACUUGUUUUGGGACUGUGAUCGGGUUUGAAAAUGGGUGUGUUGAAGUGAAAUGGGGCACUGGGGCUAUAAGUAAGGUUGCGCCAUAUGAGAUCUUUAGAGUCGAAAAAGGCGAAACCGUGCUCAAUAUUGAAAAUGUUGAACCAUCAAACGAGGAACUGAAGGAUUUGCAUGAUAACCCGGAAGAUGCGGGCUUGAACACUAUUUCUCGAGCUGCUAUAGGGAUUUUAAACACUAUCACGUCAAGAUUGUUCGGGUCAAUUGGCACUUUAUCUCUGAUUGGUGGAUAUAAAUGUGCAUCUCAAAAAUUGAACGGUAACAAAAGAAACCCUGAUGAAGAAGAAGAAGAAGAAGAAGAAGAAGAAGAAGAAGGAGAAGACAAUUUAGACAUGCAUGAAAAGACAAUUUCAGUACACACCAAAGAAGAAGCCAACGAGGAUUUUAUGUUUUCGUCUAGCAGCAAGCAUCACGAACCAUUUAAAAAGUUUGAUAUGGUUAAUGAUCCCUCGAAUCACCACUUUGUUAAUGAAAACGGGUCUCCUCAGGUGAAAAAAGAGUGGCUGAGGAAGGUUCACCAAGAAUGGAGCAUUUUGGAGAAGGAUCUUCCCGAAACUAUUUACGUGCGCGUAUAUGAAGAAAGAAUGGAUUUGCUUCGAGCUGCAAUUGUAGGCACUGCUGGCACUCCGUAUCACGACGGGUUGUUCUUUUUCGAUAUUUAUCUUCCACCACAAUAUCCCAACGAACCACCGAUUGUGCACUACCAUUCAGGUGGUCUUCGUAUUAAUCCUAAUUUAUACGAGUCGGGAAAAAUCUGCCUCAGCUUACUGAACACAUGGAAAGGAUCUCAAAGUGAAGCGUGGAACCCAAAGUCAUCUACAAUACUUCAAAUCCUCCUUUCUAUUCAAGCUCUCGUGCUUAAUGAAAAGCCUUACUUUAAUGAGGCCGGUUAUGAUACUCAGCUUGGAAAAGUCGAGGGAGAAAAGAACUCUGUUAGCUAUAAUGAAAAUGCUUUUCUCGUCAGCUGCAGGUCCAUGCUAUACUUACUACGCAACCCACCUAAGCAUUUUGAGGCGCUUGUGGACGAGCACUUUAGCCAGCGUAGCAAAAGCAUUCUACUUGCAUGCAAAGCUUACAUGGAAGGAGCUCCUGUAGGUUAUUACACGCUCGACUCAGAAAAAAACGAACAAGAAAUUCAGAAAGGAAGCUCGACUGGGUUCAAGAUCAUGCUGGCCAAGCUCUAUUCCAAACUCGUCGAGGCCUUUUCUGACAAGGGCUUUCAGUGCAACAAUUUUUCGGGCCAGGUACCGUAA